Molecule: messenger RNA, 708 nt
Organism: Penicillium chermesinum
Lineage: Eukaryota; Fungi; Ascomycota; Eurotiomycetes; Eurotiales; Aspergillaceae
Product: NAD(P)-binding protein
Exons: 1
Coding region: 1-708 (235 amino acids)
Source: RefSeq, a predicted model, not a curated record
AUGCCUGCAAAGAGGACGACCUUCAAGAUAUCCGCUAACAAAAUCACAGGUGGCUCCGGCCUGGCCUUUAUUCAGGAAGCCCUCGACUUGUCUUUACCACCCCGAUUAGUCCUCUAUGUACGGACGCCGUUCAAACUUCCAGAAAGUAUCACCACGCAUCCUAAGGUUAUAGUAGUCAAGGGAGAACUCUCAGACCAAGAAGCCCUGGACUUCGCUAUGAAGUCAAAUUCAGUCACUUCUGUGAUCUCAUUCCUGGGCGCUUACAUCUCACCUUCCGCCAUAAUAACCCGACCCAAACACACCCCCAUUGGCGACUCCUUCCCGGGCAUCAUGCAGGCAAUGAGAGCCAACUGUGUCCGCCGCAUUAUGGCACUAUCAACACCAUCCUACUGGAUCGAUGGCAAAGAUGUCAGUACCUGGAGAAUAUCCGCCUUUGCUGCUCUGCCGAAGAUAUUUGUACCGCAGGGCAAUGCCGAGAUGGUUAAGGUUGCUCAAGAGGUGGCCGGCGCAGAUGACCUUGAUUGGACGGUGUUCCGAGUGCCUCAUUUGUCAGACGGGCCUGGAAAUCUUCCAGUAUAUGCUGGUUAUGCUAGCCCGCAUCAUGAGGGGAGUCUCAAUUUGUCGCGGAGGAGUCUGGGUCGUUGGGCUCUGGAAGAACUAAGAGACCCGAAGUGGAUCAAAGGUGUACCGUUCUUGGGGAAUUGCUGA